Cuscuta europaea is the source of this 1100-nucleotide messenger RNA. The record is from the annotation of a GenBank genome assembly. Lineage: Eukaryota; Viridiplantae; Streptophyta; Magnoliopsida; Solanales; Convolvulaceae.
UGAUCAUCUGCUACGCGGUGGCGCCAGCUCGGUGCAUGUCUCUCAACUUGGCCGUCAAAUAUGCCGACGUCAUACACUCCGUCGUGCUGCAGGACGAUUUCUUACCGAGAACUGCCACUCCAUUGGAAGAUAUAUUCAAGUCCUUAUUCUGUUUGCCAUGCUUGUUAUUUCUAGUGUGCUUGAGGGAUACCUUCAUACCUGAGGGUAAAAAGCUCAGAGAUCCUAGAAGGCUAUAUGCACCAGGUCGAAUGUAUCAUAUUGUUGAAAGAAAAUUCUGCAGAUGUGGGAGGUUUCCUCCAGAAGUAAGAACUGCCAUCCCUGUUGAUGGAAGAUUCGAGCAUAUUGUGUUAUCUUGCAAUGCCACAUCUGAUCAUGGAAUUAUUUGGAUAGAAAGAGAAUGUGAAAAGGCAUUAGAAAAACUGAAGGAGGCCAGAGCUGAGACGGUUGUCACAAAUGCCCCUCAGGUACAGAAAAUGGAAAGACUGCAGAGUAUUAAAAAGGAACACGAGGAUGCACUGGAAAGAGCGGUCAGUUUGAACAUACCCCAUGCGCUGCCUACAACCGAAGAAGAAGAGGUGGCAGAAUCCUCAGGGAACCACAAUGAAGGACCCCAGAUGGUGCAGAUGUUAGGCAUACCAGCAAAUUCUUCUUCUCAAAAGGAUGAAAAGAAAGGUGAAGAAUCAUCGCAAUUUAAGACUAAAACUAACUGGGAUGAGUUGGUUGAAAAGCUUUUCAAGAAAGAUGAAACGGGGAAGAUGCAAUUCAACAGAGAUUUUGUUAACCAAUGAUUGGUUUGGGAUGGUUGCCUGUGGCUUUUUUCAUUCUCUUUUUGUUCAGAUGAUUGCUCACGAUUGUUUGUUAAAUCAAUAUUUUUCUUCACGAUUCAUAAUUGUCACCAAGUGUGAAGGGUGACGGUGGUUCUAAAUGUAAAAAAGAAGGUUGUCGUGUGAUGAGAAAUAUUCUUUUAAAAAUUUAUAUUGAGUAUCAAUUUUCAAAUCGAUCAGUGAUAAAACUGUAAUGAUGUAAUCUACUCAAGGAUGGACCAGGCCCGGUCAAAUCGGGCCGUGGAUCGGCUCGGCCAGGGACUGUUUAGUACCGAA